This is a messenger RNA of Talaromyces proteolyticus, 2592 nucleotides long. RefSeq names its product Alpha/Beta hydrolase protein. The transcript has 5 exons. NCBI's taxonomy places the organism in Eukaryota, Fungi, Ascomycota, Eurotiomycetes, Eurotiales, Trichocomaceae. Gene Ontology annotation, molecular function: phosphopantetheine binding. Gene Ontology annotation, biological process: biosynthetic process. The record is from RefSeq and is a predicted model, not a curated record. Bases 146 to 2323 code for a protein of 725 amino acids.
GGGGAGGUUCUUGGAGGCCACAGUUUAGCCUUCUUCCAUGCCAUGGGAGUGUGAGUCUGAGUCUAUUCUGGCUGAUUGCAUCUCGAUAACAUGACUAACUAUUUUCGUACAUAGAAUCGCUCCUCUCUGGUGUGCCUGCUCAGGUAUGCAGCUUGCCGUCUUCCCACCCGUAAGCCCGCCGGUUCGUCCGACUCCUGAAAAUAUAUACAAUGGUAUCGUUGCCGCAAAAUCGACUUAUAUUUUUUGCGUUCCGAGUCAUAUCGAACGCUGGGCCGCCAUGCCGGAAACCCAUGAAUACCUAGCCAAGGAGAUUAAGGCCCUUGCCUAUUGCGGUGCUCCUCUGGGUGCUGAUGCCGGGAACCUCCUAUCCUCCAAAGGUGUCAACCUUCAGCCCUAUUUUGCGUCCACCGAGACUGGCGGCAUGUCCCUUUUUCUUCCAAAACGCCCCUCUAGUCCGCAUAAUCGCGGAUGGGCGCACUUCCGCGUAGCUCCUCACUGCAACGUUCGUGUCAUUGAGCGUUCCAACGAUGCCGGUGAGGAAGAAGACGGUCUUUCAGAGCUUGUCUUCCUCAAAGGUCCGAACCAUACGCCUUCCGUCUUCAACACCACUUUUAAGGGCGCUAUGGCCUACACAACAGGCGACCUUGUUGUAUCUGAAAUGAUCGACGGCGUGCAGUACUUUCGCUUCUACGGACGUGAGGACGAUCAGAUACUCCUUUCAACGGGAGAGAAGACAAACCCAGUUCCGAUUGAAAAGAUUCUCCUCAAGGAUGACAGCAUUGAUUUUGUCGUCCUCUUCGGUGAUGGAAAGCCGCAGAAUGGUGCUCUCUUCCAACCUUCAGCGAGAUAUCGUGCGGAAGAGGAGGAAGCCGGUCAGCUUUCCAGCGAUGAGAGGCUGGUACGUUUCCGACGAAAAAUUGCGCCAACACUGGCCGCCGCCAACAAGUUUGCUCCAUCGCAUAGCUUCAUUUUCCCGGAGCUCGUUCUCCUUGCCGACCAUCCUUUUCAGCUCACUGGUAAAGGUACCGUACGUCGUCGUCAUACUCUGAACGAAUUCGCCGAGCAGAUUGAGAAAGCUUACACCGAGGUGGAGCGCUCAACAUUACCAGACCUUCGCGGGCCUGCCGCUGGAGCAUGGACAAUUAACAACACUUUAGAUUUUGUUACUUCUGUCGUUCACCAGGUAGUCGGUCUGGAGGUACCUGCCAAUCAAGACAUAUUCGAGCAUGGGGCGGAUAGUUUGCAAGCAACAUGGAUUCGAAACACCAUUCUUCGUGUUCUCCGUGAGGCUGGCUUUAAGACGCGCAGUAUUCCUUCUGACUUUGUCUUUCAAUUCCCAAGCAUUCAACAGCUCGCGGCUUUCCUCUUUGGUUACAGCUUCAGUGCCAGUGCAUCUUCGUCACCCCAUGAGCCAGAGGAGGCUGAAGAGACGGAAAACGUCGUCUGGCCGGAGCUAGGACGCGUGGGAGAAACUAUAGUCAAGCUUCGCGAGGGCGAGAAUCCGUUGAUCAUAAUUCACGGCGCUGGAGGCACAAUCCACGCCUUCCCUCCGCUACAGGAAAAGUUUCGCUCGGGGCUCUGGGCUAUCCAAGUAACUCCCGACACUCCCCUUGACUCGAUGGAGAACUUAGUAUCAUUCUACUAUGCUGCAAUAAAACGGGAACAGCCUCAUGGCCCUUACAGGCUCUCAGCUUUCUCAGCAACCUCGAUCGUCGCCGUCGCCCUCGCAAAGCAACUUGAAGCUGAGGGUUCCGUCGUUGCACAACUCGCCCUGCUUGAUCAUGUACCUGGAUUUUACGCCUGCCCAGUGUAUGGAAUUGACAAAGGUAUUCUUGCUGACAAGGUACACUUGCACAACUUCUAUCGCAUCUGUUGCGAAGGCAUCUGUGACCUCCUGCGUCGUGAUGGUGGUGGACGUGUGCCACGACGUCAUCAACUUGCACAGGAACUGUCUGACGCGUUCGCUGGCAAACCGAACGUUCCAGAGUUCUCCACUACGUACUGGCGCACGGUUGAGCAUUUCCUUGACCUCAUGCUUGAGUUCAUGCUUCGGGAGGAUUUUCCUGGUGUAACAACUGUUACAGACGCCCCAGCGAUGUUCACGUUCUUAGAGUGGCAGCGUACCCUCAAGACCCCUGUGUCUCUGUAUAUUGCGCAAGACGGCAUGAAAAAGAGCAUACCCGAGUCCUUCCAAGCCGGGUGGGCAGAUUUGGGAGCCCGCAAAAGCUGGCCAGAUGCGAAGAUUUACGAUAUCCCAGGUGGACAUUUUGAUAUUCUUGGAAAUAACCGGCUCAUUGACCUACUACAGAACGAGUGGAAGUAAGCUGUUCAGACACAACAUCGAUAUCUACACUCAUGAUAAUUUUGGUUACCAACAUGGUUUUUUAAUGUUCCAUUUGCAAGCGUGGGGCUCAGAGAUCAGCUGGAUCUGACGAUAUUUCUCGAUUUAAACAGGACAGGAGUUGGGUUUUUUAUAUUUAAACGUAUACAAGUGUACGACGGUUUUCUUUAUUUUAUGAUGUCACCGCAGCACUCUAAGCGUCUUUUUCAUCACAUAUAUUAGUCAACUCACUAAUCAGUGGAGAACUAUAG